UCCCCGCUCCCGGCGGCCGCCUCUAGGGGGGUGCGGGCGGCUCCUCGCCGCCGCGUGAAUGAGGGCGCACCCCCGCGCCCCCGCGCGCGCCCGUUGCCAUGGGAACGCACUGGGCCGGGAAGCCCGAGGGAGAGGCGGGAGGCGGCGGCGCGGCCAAGCUCGUGGGAGACGCUAUCGCAAGAUGGCGUCGGCGAGGCCGCGGGAUGCGGAGUGAGCGCGCCCCGCCGGGGGCUGUGCGAGGCUGCUGCUCUCCCCGUCGCCGCCGCCGCCGCCGCCGCCACUGCGGCGCCGCCUCUCCGCCUGCCACUGCGCCGCGGCCAAGCCUCCCGCCUCGCAGCGGUCCCCCGCGUCCCGGCCUGCAGCCUCCCCGGGCGCCGGCGCCCCCAGCACGCACCAUCGGGCACCCCACUCCCUCCGAGGUGUGGGUGCGGCGGGUCGAUGAGGUGAUCCCUAGCCCGACUGGGAGGAGCACGCGUGGACUCGGCGGGCGGCGGCGAGCGCCUUUACAAUGGCCCUGACCCUGUUUGAUACAGAUGAAUAUAGACCUCCUGUUUGGAAAUCUUACUUAUAUCAGCUACAACAGGAAGCCCCUCAUCCUCGAAGAAUUACCUGUACUUGCGAGAUACCACUGUCUUGUUCAUCUUCUGUAGAAAACAGACCAAAGUAUUAUGGAAGAGAGUUUCAUGGCAUGAUCUCCAGAGAAGCAGCCGACCAGCUCUUGAUUGUGGCUGAGGGGAGCUACCUCAUCCGGGAGAGCCAGCGGCAGCCAGGGACCUACACUUUGGCUUUAAGAUUUGGAAGUCAAACCAGAAACUUCAGGCUCUACUACGAUGGCAAGCACUUUGUUGGGGAGAAACGCUUUGAGUCCAUCCACGAUCUGGUGACUGAUGGCUUGAUUACUCUCUAUAUUGAAACCAAGGCAGCAGAAUACAUUGCCAAGAUGACGAUAAACCCAAUAUAUGAGCACAUAGGAUACACAACCUUAAACAGAGAGCCAGCAUACAAAAAACAUAUGCCAGUCCUGAAAGAGACACAUGAUGAGAGAGAUUCUACAGGCCAGGAUGGGGUGUCAGAGAAAAGGUUGACAUCACUUGUUAGAAGAGCAACUCUGAAAGAAAACGAGCAAAUUCCAAAAUAUGAAAAGAUUCACAAUUUCAAGGUCCAUACAUUCAGAGGGCCACACUGGUGUGAAUACUGUGCCAACUUUAUGUGGGGUCUCAUUGCUCAGGGAGUGAAAUGUGCAGAUUGUGGUUUGAAUGUUCAUAAGCAGUGUUCCAAGAUGGUCCCAAAUGACUGUAAACCAGACUUGAAGCAUGUCAAAAAGGUGUACAGCUGUGACCUUACAACGCUCGUGAAAGCACACACCACUAAGCGGCCAAUGGUAGUAGACAUGUGCAUCAGAGAGAUUGAGUCUAGAGGUCUUAAUUCUGAAGGACUAUACCGAGUAUCAGGAUUUAGUGACCUAAUUGAAGAUGUCAAGAUGGCUUUCGACAGAGAUGGUGAGAAGGCAGAUAUUUCUGUGAACAUGUAUGAAGAUAUCAACAUUAUCACUGGUGCACUUAAACUGUACUUCAGGGAUUUGCCAAUUCCACUCAUUACAUAUGAUGCCUACCCUAAGUUUAUAGAAUCUGCCAAAAUUAUGGAUCCUGAUGAGCAAUUGGAAACCCUUCAUGAAGCACUGAAACUACUGCCACCUGCUCACUGCGAAACCCUCCGGUACCUCAUGGCACAUCUAAAGAGAGUGACCCUCCACGAAAAGGAGAAUCUUAUGAAUGCAGAGAACCUUGGAAUCGUCUUUGGACCCACCCUUAUGAGAUCUCCAGAACUAGAUGCCAUGGCUGCAUUGAAUGAUAUACGAUAUCAGAGACUGGUGGUGGAGCUGCUUAUCAAAAACGAAGACAUUUUAUUUUAAAUUUUUAAUCUGAGGGGAAAAGAAAUGUUUUACAGAUGAAGGAAUGUUUUAUAGUAAUUUAAUUUGCUCCUGUAGCUGCAUUAUUUCUUGAUUAGAGGUUUGGGCAUAUAACCAGAUUAAAGUGAAGGAACUUUCUGUUGUUUUUGUAGCACCGCUCAGCUGUCUUGUAAAACAGUGAACACACGCUUUCCGGUUCUAGUAAUCCUGGGUGUUUAUCACGUUCAGAGAAACUCAAGCUAUUGCAUGAUUAGCCCCCUAUCUGGCAAGGAAACCCCAUACAGAAGAAACAACAAACCUGUGCCUGCACCGCCUCUGCGUCCUGGGUAGUCUGUGCUUGUAAUCCAGCAUGUUUCACAGAGUAAGCCUGUUGUGACUUUGCUUUUGGGGUCUAUGUCAUUGGUUUCUGAUGCUUGUACAAACGUGCACACACAAAUGGAUAAAACAGCACCUCUGGCUGUUGCAUUACCAUAGACCAUAUCACAUGCCUACAUUUUGCAAAUGAUUUCUGGUUUCUCUUAGUUCUUCUCUAACAUAGUACUUUCUUUCCAGCAAAAGCAAAAGGUGUUUUCAGAUUUGUUACUUUAAUAAGUUAUCCAUACCAAUAAAAAGUGUACAACACAGCAUUUUCUGUUAAAUUAUUAUUGGUUUUCUGUUGUAAUUUUGUAUUUUUUCUGGCAUGCAUUUAUUUAUUAAAUUGGCCUUUAGAAAU
Molecule: messenger RNA, 2621 nt
Organism: Cercocebus atys (sooty mangabey)
Lineage: Eukaryota; Metazoa; Chordata; Mammalia; Primates; Cercopithecidae
Gene: CHN1
Product: chimerin 1
Exons: 15
Coding region: 509-1912 (467 amino acids)
Biological process (GO): positive regulation of GTPase activity; ephrin receptor signaling pathway; regulation of small GTPase mediated signal transduction
Molecular function (GO): GTPase activator activity; ephrin receptor binding
Source: RefSeq, a predicted model, not a curated record